Messenger RNA from Nothobranchius furzeri (turquoise killifish), 1387 nucleotides. NCBI's taxonomy places the organism in Eukaryota, Metazoa, Chordata, Actinopteri, Cyprinodontiformes, Nothobranchiidae. The record is from RefSeq and is a predicted model, not a curated record.
UGCGUAGGCUUGCUUGGGUUUUGCCUUCUUUUUAGCGUUGUAAAGCAGCAUUUUGGAGAAUAUUUCAUUCGUGCUUAUUGUUAUCUGUCGUUUGUUUGUUUGUUUGUAUGUUUGUUUUUAAGCAAUAUUAGCUGUAUUCAGCUGGCGUGUUCACUUCUUAUUAUGCAUUCACUAUGCCUGGCAAAGAGUCCAAACGCAAGGCGGAUGCUGCUAAGCGCAGCAAUCGUCCAGCUCCGCCUAUUCGUAUCGGGAUUCCAAGGCACAGCAACGAUGAUGUUAAUUUUUCUGGAACUGGCUUUCGUCAUCGAGUUCGUCGUUGGCCGACCAGUGUGAUUUCUAACAAAGCUCACAAGUUGGUCCUUCCAGAUGAGAUUCCUGACAAGAAAUUCGUCCUACUUGUUGGGGACUCCCACUUGAGGUCCGUGGCAGAUGGCAUAGUCCCUAUGCCGGUUGGCGGCCUUGCUUUUGGUGUGAUGUCCACUCCAGGAGCUUGUGCAGAUCUUCUGCGCCUUGAGGUUUCACAGGCUGUGUUACCUCGGGAGCCUGAUGCUGUUUGCGUCAUGGCUCCUUCUAACAACCUUACGGCCAGCAGAACAGUUGAAGAGGCAGGGGAUGCAUUUGAGCGGUACCUUUUGGCUGUUCUCAGUCGCUGGCCUAAGGUUUUCUGUACCUCCAUGAUUCCCCGUUUAGUUGGAUCCUGGGAGCGUCAAGACCUGUUUCAGCAGGAGUACCACCGCAGAUCGGCUAAGCUAGGUGUAAGUUAUGUGCCGAUCCACGAUCACCUACCCAGGUACCGUCUUAAACUGUGGUGCCGUGAUGGUAUCCACCUCAGUGAUAAUCACGGGAUGCCUAUACUCACGCAACUGAUGUGGAAUGCCUCCUAUCAGUUCUUGGAGACACACGCACCAAAGCCACUGGUGCAGCACCAGGUGUCUCGUCCGCAGAAAGCGAGUAUUGUGCCCCGUGUGGUUGUGAAGGGUGUGGAACGCAUUCCACCUCCACGCCCUUCCGAAUGGACGUUUGUGAGACCUAGCGGGAAGAGGAACCAUUCAGGGGAAUUUGAAAAGACUUCUAAUCCCCCCAAGAAACGAGUGGUUGUUUCUAAGGCUGAUGACACUUCAGUGGCCUUGAAGGAGUGUUUCAUCCCCCUGAAUCCCGUUAGGUUCUCACCUUCAAUUCUGGCUGCCAUGGACACGAUUGCUCCAGCGGAUGGUCCCACAGACAUACAGACUACAUCUGUGCGACAUUUUAAGAAAGCAGCUAGGCGUGUCCAGCAGGAGGUUGCAUCCACACCUUGCAUAAAUCCUCUUGCAGACGUGGAGUCUGUUCGGUCUAGGAAGGAGGUAAGAAGCGUGUGUUUCAAAUAUAAAAACUAAACUAAUCUUUA